Molecule: messenger RNA, 3138 nt
Organism: Megalopta genalis
Lineage: Eukaryota; Metazoa; Arthropoda; Insecta; Hymenoptera; Halictidae
Source: RefSeq, a predicted model, not a curated record
UGUGUCGCGGCAUACAGCAGUUCGAGGAGACGCCGCAGUACACCGAGGUGAACCCCAAACAGGACGCCAAGCUGAUCUGCCGCGUGCUCGGGAAGAAGGGCCAAUGCAUCUGGCAGAAGGAUCAAAAGCCGAUCGGCAUGCAUUUGAAUAAGUACGAGUGGGUCGGCUCGCCGGACAUCGGCGACUGCUCGUUGUGGGUGCGAUCCGCGUCCCUGGAUUUCGACGACGGAUUAUGGCAGUGCCAGGUCACUGCCAGCGAUUUCACCACGCAGGACGCGUUGGCAUCGAAGCCUGCGAGGCUGGUCGUCAGAGUCAGCCCACAGCGACCGCAGAUAGAGUACGCGGAACGUCUCAUUCUGCCCGGCAACAACGUGACAGCUCGAGCAGGUGAGAUCGCUACGCUCACUUGCAGCGCGCGGUAUGGGAAUCCUUCGCCUCUAAUUAAAUGGUACGUGGGCGAGACCGAAGUGAGGACUCUCAGGCCCCAGGUAAACUCGACGGAGAUAGAUAAUCCCCGCACUUGGGCCACGUACAGCGUCUGCGAGAUUAUGGCGGAGCGGUCGCGCUACGGCCAGCCGAUUAGGUGUGUCGCCAUUCAUCCGGCGUAUGCCAACCCGACCAUGUCCUCCAGCACGGAAGUGAGGUUCGACGUGCGAUACGCGCCGGAAACUCGACUGGUCGGCGUCCCGACAGGCCAGCUGGAGGAGGGUCGAGAUCAGCUGGAGAUCCGCUGUUUGGCCGACGCGAAUCCCCCGGCCUCGAUCCUCUGGAGGAGAUCGAAGAGCGUGGGGGUGUCGGAGGUGGCCAGCAUAGGGGAAAUUCUGCAGUUCUCGCCGAUCUACAGGAACCACGCGGCGGACUACAUCUGCGAGGCGGCCAACAGCGAGGGCGAAAGCAGCCCAGUUUCCGUUCAAGUCUCCGUCAACUAUCCGCCGACAAUCAGCUCGGUCGGGCCUGAUCGGCUGACUACGGCGUUACUCUUUUCCGGUGCAUCGUUCGAAUGCACCGCCGACGCGAUGCCACCGGCCGACUACAGAUGGGCGCAGGUCUUCACCGACGGUCGGAUGCCGUUGGAGUGCGGCUCCGGGCAGCGAUUGAUCCUGACGAACGUGACGUACGAGCAACAGGGUCAAUACAUAUGUCUCGCCUCGAACAAGAUCAAUGGAAACGUCCGGGAAGUUAAAAGCGACCCUGUGUCUCUGCAAGUGGUCGGCGCGCCCAGGGUGGUGAAGCCGACCAUCGCGGAGAAGUUCGUCGUGGCGACGACCGAGGGGAGUCCGGCGAAAUUAGAGGUCCGACUGUGCGCCGACCCGAAGCCUCAGCUCGUGGCUUGGGAAUGGGGCAGCACCAGACUGCACGCCGGCGAGAUGCUGGAAUCGCGAUACCGGGCCCUGGACCUGGACCCGCUUCCGGUCGAGGACUGCUACGCCGCCAUUUUGGAGCUGAUCAGCACCGUGAAGGAGGACCAGCGGCUGUACCACGUGAUCGUGGAGAACGAGCGGGGCAGCGAUCGCCGGUCGCUGAUGCUGAGAGUCGACGAGCCGGGCCAGAUUCCGCUCGUUAUCGGCGCCGUCGCUGGGUUUACGGUGCUCUCCGUCCUGAUAAUGGGAUUCGUUUGUUUCCUACGUUCGGAUAGAUGCUGCGUGGCCAGAAACACGGUGCCCGCUCUGCAGCAAGUGCAUUGCACGAAGGCUUCGAACACGAUGAUCGAGGAUCCCCGGCUGGCGGUGGACACGAUGGAACGCAACAGCCAGCAGUACGCCUCGGAAAAACGACCGAAUCACGUUUUGAAACCGGUCCCGUCGCAGCAGUACCAACAGGAGUGCUAUCAACACGAUCCGCCGCACCAGCAGUCGCACUAUCAGAGGCAUCAUCAUCACCACGGGCAACACCACGGGCAGCACCACGGACCACAGUACACGCUUCAGACGCAGUGGAAAACCGUGUCAGAUUAGCACAAGGGAGGACAGAGGGUCGAAAAGCAAAUGUUUCGCAUCCAGGAACCGGAAUCGUUUCAAUCUCUCGUCUCCGCACGUCCGAACGAAUCGAGUUUCAUCGCAACAUCACCUAGAACCAUAGGCUCGCACAAGUAUUGACCAUUUCGGCAUCGUCCCCCCUCCCCGGCACAGUGCCGCCCCGUCCCCCGGCCGCCAGAUCAAGAUAGCGAUUUGAGUGAUUUAUGCGGUCAGCGGAGUGCAUUACGCAUGCAUUUGGUUGCAUCCACUCACCCCCCUUCCCCGGUGUCCCUUUCCCAAUUACCCGCAAUCUCCUUGUAGGUAAUUUAAUUUAGCUACGUGUACCUAAGUAGCGCCGGAUACAGCCACUUCUACCAUAACGCGAUUACGAUCUUCCGGCGGCAGCCGAACCGUGCACGCCGUUUCGCAUUAGUCGGCGGCGAGCGAUCGUUAAGAUCGGCCCGCGAACGUUUUCUCGGCGCGGUGACUCGCGCGAAACUGGGUCGCAAACCGAGGCGUCGUCGGCUCGAACAAACUGUAGUAGGAACUCGAUCCCCGGAAUCGUUCCGAGUACGCUACCGAUGACGUCACUCUGUUCGACGUUAUCGCUGGCGAUUGCGCUCCCGCGCGACGGCGUUAUCUCUCACGCAGAAAUUAAUGCGGCAACUGCCGGAACAAUUCGCCCUUAGUUUCUUCGUCGAACGUACCUUCCGCGGCCAGAAUUUUAUCGCGGAAUUUUAUCUCUCGGCAAUUUUAUUUCAUCUUCCAGCCAACCGAUGAGCAGAGAUGUCAAUGCAUACAGGUUUUGAACGUUGUUCGUUUCGAACGUUAUUCCAUCGUUAUUCUCGCAGAAAUGUGAAAUCAUUCUGCACCGGUUUGGGCGAAAAAGCAGCGGAUUCAUUUCUGCGCCGGAGAGAUACGCGUUUAUUUGUAUUUAGGAAACACCGCCGACAUUUUCGUGGAUCUUUCGACACUAGGACCCCAGAAGUUUCGACGUAUCCGAGAUCAUUUGAUAAUCGAUCACGACUUCGGAUAAUCGGACACGAUUUCGUGAAUUUCAAGUGUGAACUUUAACCCUCGGCCUGCGGUUACCGUGUCUUUUGCGAAUCGAUGUAUUUAAAUGGCCGCUCAAUUUUUGGCGAUUAAAUGGAAUAAACGGCUGUCACGCUGAGGACAACAGAAA